UUAAUGUUUUAUUUAAAUAAUUUAGGGUCGAAGUUUUUCUCUUCACGGUCAAUUUCAUUGUCGUUAAAAAUGUGAAAGUCGGUGGCUGAGGUGGAAAAACAGAAAGUGACAAAUGAAAUGAGAAACAAUGCAGACCGUCACUACAAUAAUAUAAUAAAAAAAAUAAAGGCGAAUUCCUUAUUGAGACUGAUUAAAUGUGUUUAUAUGCAUAUGUUUGUGGUGUUGUUUAGUGAUUCUGGUGGUCAGUGUGUCCCGCGCUGACGUCACAGGGUGGACACCGUCUUUACUAGCUUCUUUUCUUACUGCUAAAUUUUCAGCGAUGUUCAGUGUCAAUGUUGGACUCAAAUUCCCAGAAUUCACUGCAGCUAUUAUUUAUAUGGCACAGCUGGACACCACGUGCCCACAGUGGUGUUCCUGCAGAGGCUCUGAGGCUUGAUCUUUUCUAGACAGAGACGAAGUAAGAGCUCUAAAUCACACUGCAGCUCCAUUUGAAGGUCUGACGUGGUCGUCCUCUCGCUCCCGGUUUUUGCCGAUGUUGUCCCAUGUUCGCCGUCUCGUCCAUUCCUCCUCCGUUGCUCUCUCCUCUUCCAGACAUUCAUCUGCUUGUCACAUGGAAGCCGCGUCCGCUCGGCCGGUCGAGACGUCCAUUCGCACCAAACUGACUCAGGCUCUUGCUCCGGAGCACCUGGAGGUGCUGAACGAGAGCCACAUGCAUGCCGUGCCCCCGGGCUCCGAGUCACACUUCAGGGUUCUGGUGGUGAGCUCUCGCUUCGACGGCUUGUCUCUACUGCAGCGCCACCGACUGGUCAAUGAGACCCUGAGCCACGAGCUAAGCACCAGCGUUCACGCUCUUGCCAUCCAGGCCAAAACGCCCCAGCAGUGGAGCAGUGACCCGAGCCUGGCCAAGAGCCCGCCCUGCCUCGGAGGAUCCAAACACGACAGCACGGUGGCAGAGAAGCUCAAACUGGGAUCUGACUGAUCUGAUCCUGAGAACUUAUGGGGAAUGGAAACACUUAAAGAUUAGUUAUUUAAUAAUGAUCCGUUUUAGAGAGCAGUGAGGAGCUGUUGUUUGUGUGUGUGUGUGUGUGUGUGUGUGUCCAUGUUUUUUUGGACUUUAAACACACCACACUGAAUAAAAGUGUAAAUUAUUACAAUGCUGCUUUCCUUAUCAGUCUGUUUUAUGUGCUCUUCUUUACGGAUAUUCGCAUAAAACUCAAUAAAAUAUUUGUGGGGAAAUAUCUAUGCAUUCCUGAAGUCAUGUCUAUGUUGUUAUCAAUGACCUUAAAAUAAAAUGAAUCAAAUAAACGGGCGCAAGCCCCACCUACUUUGA
Hemibagrus wyckioides is the source of this 1330-nucleotide messenger RNA. RefSeq names its product bolA family member 1 (gene bola1). The coding region runs from base 533 to 979 and encodes 148 amino acids. NCBI's taxonomy places the organism in Eukaryota, Metazoa, Chordata, Actinopteri, Siluriformes, Bagridae. Gene Ontology annotation, cellular component: mitochondrion. The record is from RefSeq and is a predicted model, not a curated record. The transcript has 2 exons.